AUUUUAUGAAAAAAUGAAGUUUUUUCCGUGUUUUGGGUUUCUAUUGUUAUUCUUCUACAACGUAAGCUGUUCAGUGUAUUCAGAAGUAGCCGAUGAAAAUCUUCCAUUCUCAUACCAACCCUCAGGAUGGAAAAGAGUUUUCGAAAAAAUGCUUGAAAAAAAGCGGUCUCUCCCUUUUCCAUUUUUUUCAAAUAAAAACGACUUAAGCGAAUUCGCACUAUGCGCCAUUUGUGACGUCGCUAUGUCAGUGAUACUGACAGAGAGAGGCUUCGACAUGACCAAAGUACAAAUAGAGGCUCAGUUGCAAUAUUUCUGCUCCUCUUUUCUGGGAAUUGAAGAUGAUAGAGUGUGUGAAGGAAUUAUUGAUGUGAAUGCGGAUGCUGUGCUGUAUAUAAUGGACAACACGAAGGAUACGGUAGGUAGCACACAGAUUUGCAGCCAGUUAUUAGAUUGCGAUGUUGGUAGCAAGUAUUUUGAAUGGACAAUAGGUGAUUUAAAGGGAAAAACAGUGGAUAAAGUCGAGUCUACUGGUGAGAAAACUUUCAAGAUAGCUCACAUAACCGACAUCCACUAUGAUCCCAAUUACACGGAGGGAAAAGUUCUUAAAUGCGGCGAGCCGCUGUGCUGUCAACCCGAUCAACCGGACGCCACUGCCGACCAAACAGCCUGCGGUCGUUGGAGUUCCUUUAAGGAUGCCGAUUCGCCCCUGAGAUUGCUCAAUGCAGCCAUAGAUGGCAUAAACGAACAGGAUUACGAUUACGUGUAUUUUACUGGUGACCUGGUGGCUCACACAGUAUGGAAAACUAGCCAGGAAUAUAAUAAAAAAACGAUAACAGAAGCCAUGGAUUUGUUUGCUAAAAAAUUCAAAAAACCUGUAAUUCCCAUUUUGGGGAAUCAUGAAACCCACCCUGUCAAUUUAUACGCUCCGCUAAAUAUAACAGACGACAGUAUAAAUCAAAAAUGGCUGUUCGAAACAGUCUUCGAUAAAUGGUCAAAAUGGUUAGACGAAGAAGCUAAAGAAACUAUUAAACAGGGAGGAUUUUAUUCUAUUUUAUUGAAAAAGGGACUUAGAGUCAUCGUGUUGAACAACAAUGCGGCUCACAAAGAAAACUGGUGGAAUUUGUACGAUAGCGAAGAUCCUUACGGUCAAUUAAAAUGGCUGGUCCAAACUUUAGAAAAGGCCGAAAACAAUAAGGAAAUAGUGCAUAUUUUGUCGCAUAUCCCAAGUAGUUCAUGCAUGAAGGUAUGGAGCAGGGAGUACAACAAAAUUAUUGAAAGGUUUUCUAACACGAUCGCUGCCCAAUUCAACGGUCACACUCACAAAGAUCACUUUUCCAUUUAUUAUGACAGCAAAAGUGUUGCGAAUAACAUGGUUAUCAACGGUGCUUCUGUGAUGCCCGAUAAAGCGAAUCCCAACUUCAAAAUCUACACAGUAGAUUCGACAGGAUACGACAUCAUGGACGCAGAGGUCUACUCGUUCGACUUAGAAAAAGCGAAUAAUGACAAAAUCGAGACGAUAAAAUGGGAAAAAUUGUACUCGUUUGCAAAUGAGUUUGGCGUUUCAAAAUUGGUACCAAGCGAGUUGGAUGCAUUGAUUAAAAGAAUGGCUGACGGCAUCAAAAAGAAGGACUACACAUUAAUCGAUCUGUAUCACAAAUUUUACUAUAGAAACAGCAAGUCAAGUCAAGCUAAAUGUGACGAAACAUGCCAAAAGAAAUAUAUCUGCGAAAUAUUGACCACUGUUCACGGAGAAACGUCAAUGUGUGAUAAUUUAUGGACAUAAUGUAAUAAAUAUAUAUUUUAUGUGUAAUAAAUUGUACAUAGAUUAUUAUAUUAUGUUAUGAUUUCGUAUAUACGG
Molecule: messenger RNA, 1858 nt
Organism: Psylliodes chrysocephalus
Lineage: Eukaryota; Metazoa; Arthropoda; Insecta; Coleoptera; Chrysomelidae
Source: the annotation of a GenBank genome assembly